Dendronephthya gigantea is the source of this 1293-nucleotide messenger RNA. Its product is annotated as recQ-mediated genome instability protein 1-like. The coding region runs from base 173 to 1291 and encodes 372 amino acids. The transcript has 6 exons. The record is from RefSeq and is a predicted model, not a curated record. Lineage: Eukaryota; Metazoa; Cnidaria; Anthozoa; Malacalcyonacea; Nephtheidae. Gene Ontology annotation, biological process: double-strand break repair via homologous recombination; resolution of meiotic recombination intermediates. Gene Ontology annotation, cellular component: RecQ family helicase-topoisomerase III complex; nuclear body.
AUUUUAAUUUGUCAAUUCUUGUCUUGAUACACGAAAACAGGUUUAGAACGCGUUUAAAUUCUGAUCUAACGUUGAGAUAUUAUCAAUCCAGUGCUACCGUUUUGUUAUAAAAUUUAUGAGACAGACAUUUAUGUGACAUUUCAAGGAGACGUUCAUAUUUCAUGGACAUGAUAUGGCGGUAACUGAGCGGGAAAUUUCAAACACAUCUGAGUGGUUGCAGAAUACCAAACACAUCACCGUCGAUGUCGAGUGGCUAGAACCUUGUUUAUCUUGGCUGAAAAGUCGGGGGAAUGAAUACGUGGACUUAAAGAAUGAUGUUUAUGAACAAUGGUUAAUUUCAGAUCUGAGUGAUAGUGGUUUCCCUGUUUUGCCAAACCAAAUUUCAACUAUUUCUAAAACCUUUACACAGGGAAUUAUUAUAUUGCAAAUGAAUUCAAUUGUUGAUAUUGGUGCAUCAGCAUAUAGCCAACUGAAGAAACUUAAGAAUGAAAUUAAUGACGAUGCAAGUGUUGAUGAGGAGAGAACUCAGGCAUGGCAGCCAAAACCAUGUAGAAUGUUGAAAUUAGAACUGACAGAUGGAAGGCAAACAAUUGGAGGAAUGGAAUAUCAACCAAUGAGAAAAUUAAGUACCAAUUUAAAGCCAGGAACAAAGAUAUUGAUUAAAGAAAAUACAUUAUGUAGAUCUGGAAUGCUGUUUUUGACUGAUGAUAAUGUUGAGAUUUUAGGAGGAAAUGUUCCACAUAUGGUGGAAGAAAAUUCACAAAUGAAUAUUUUACAACAUCUUGUCAGGAAGGCCAAUGGCGAUGAUGAUGUUGGUCAGCAGACGGAUGAUAACGCAAAUCAUGUAUUACAAAACAAUGAUCAUAGCUCUCAAAUUGAUGAGACAAAUUCACAGAGACUUAGAGACCUCGAAUCUUUGCUUAACGACGAUGACGAUUUCUUGGCUGAAUUAGAUGAUGAUACCAUUAAUGGAGGGAAUUCUAAUGGUCCUAUAAAUCAGCCACGUGCAUCUAGACAACCUGCCAUUAUCGUUAUCGAUGAUAAUAGCUCUCAAACUGGCGAUACAAAUCCAGAAAGAGACCUCGAAUCUUUGCUUAACGACGAUGACGAUUUCUUGGCUGAAUUAGAUGAUGAUAUCAUUAAUGGAGGGAAUUCUAAUGUUCCUAUAAAUCGGCCACGUGCAUCUAGACAACCUGCCACUAUCGAUAAUGAUGAUGUGGUCGCCAAUGAUCAAGAUAUGAUGGAUGACGAAUUAAUAAGAUAUAUUGAAGAAAAUACUGAAGACUUUUGAGA